AUGCGGAUGCUUACUCUUUUAGAGAUGACCCAGCAUCCGAGGAAGCCAGUCAUGGUAUUCCCCCGAAUAUUUCUCUCUGAAUGGGAACAAUUGGUCUUGGCUCCUGUGGCCAAUUUUGCCUCGCCUCAGCCGGCAGGUUGGUUUUACAGAGAUAUAUGGUUUGAACCUUUAAUUGAGAAAUACAACGAGCGCGUAUACCCAUUUGUUAAGAAGAGAAGGGCAUACUUCGGGAAAAUACUUAUAAUUAUGAAUAAGAAAGUCUGCAACAACAACAACAACAACAGGUGUGCAUCUUGCAACAAAAUCGACAACAUCGAGAACCCUCACGCCAAACUAACGAGAUAUGAACACAAAAAUGACAAAAAACCGCAUAUUAUUGACCUGAGAUCGGACGUCCUAACUCAGCAGUCUCCUGAAAUGAAGGAGUUCAUGAUGGCUGCUGAAGUAGGAGACGAUGUCUUUCAGGAAGAUCCGACGACUAUUGCGUUGGAACACAAGGUUGCAGAUAUGUUGCAGAAAGAAGCAGCAUUGUUUGUCCUGAGCGGAACGAUGGGGAAUCUCCUCUGUGUAAUGACUCAUUGUGAUAAGAGAGGAAGUGAAAUUCUCUUGGGAAACUUAAGCCACAUUCACCUAUGGGAGCAAGGAAACAUUUCGCAGCUAGGGGGAGUCCACUCCCACCUCCUGGAGAACCUACCUGACGGGACCUUCCACCUGGACGAGCUGAAGGACUCCGUCAGGGCGGACAACAUCCACCUGCCAUCCACGCGGCUGGUUUGCAUCGAGAACACCCACAACCAACUUGGUGGGAAGGUCUUACCCAUACCUUGGUUGGAUGAGUUAGGUAACUGCUGUCGAGAACUCGGCAUACCGAUUCACGUCGAUGCCGCACGACUCAUGAACGCGGCCGUGGUUCUAGACGUUCCCCCUGCGAGACUGGUCAAGGACUGCACCUCCGUCUGCCUCUGCCUCAGCAAAGGGCUUGGAGCUCCCGUAGGAUCUGUCAUUGCAGGUCCACGGGAUUUCAUCGAGAGGGCAAGGAGACUUCGCAAAGCCCUAGGGGGAGGUGUUCGGCAACCUGGAAUGCUGGCUGCUGCUGGAAUCUAUGGACUGGAUCACGUACCUAGCCUUCUCUGGAAGGACCAUGCCCAUGCCAAGGCUAUAGCUAAAGCUGUUUCUGAUCUGGGGAGUCCUUUGAUCAAAGCAGACGUUGAGGGCGUCCAGACCAAUAUUCUUCUCCUUGAGUGUGACAUGAAGGUCGUCCUUCCAGAUAAAUUGUGUUCCAGGCUCAUGAAGGUGACGCCAGAAGAGGAAUCCGCUCUGGGAGAGCGGAUCGUCGUCAAAUCGUUCGCGAUGGCUAAGACGUCCGUUCGCUUCGUUCUCUAUUUCAACGUUACGUUCGAAGACGUUCAGAGAGUUAUAAGGAAACUUGUCUAUGUCAUCGAAGAAUACGAAGGGAAAGUUUGACUCUCUCUCUUCUCAAGUAAUUGUUGACGUGUGGUCUUUUUUCCUUGGUAAAUUUUAUGCAACAGUGUUGAACUCGUUGAGUUAGUUGUAAAAUAAUUCACUUACACUCAAUAAUUCACAAUUCAUUGCUGCUACUAUGUCAAGCUUUGAAUAUAUAUAUAUAUAUAUAUAUAUAUAUAUAUAUAUAUAUAUAUAUAUAUAUAUAUAUAUAUAUAUAUAUGCAGAAGCCAGGUA
Macrobrachium nipponense is the source of this 1698-nucleotide messenger RNA. RefSeq lists its product as uncharacterized. The record is from RefSeq and is a predicted model, not a curated record. The transcript is spliced from 10 exons. NCBI's taxonomy places the organism in Eukaryota, Metazoa, Arthropoda, Malacostraca, Decapoda, Palaemonidae. The coding region runs from base 1 to 1464 and encodes 487 amino acids. Gene Ontology annotation, molecular function: L-allo-threonine aldolase activity. Gene Ontology annotation, biological process: L-threonine catabolic process; glycine biosynthetic process. Gene Ontology annotation, cellular component: cytosol.